Molecule: messenger RNA, 3594 nt
Organism: Oppiella nova
Lineage: Eukaryota; Metazoa; Arthropoda; Arachnida; Sarcoptiformes; Oppiidae
Source: the annotation of a GenBank genome assembly
AUGUGCGCCACGAUGUGGCACGAGAGCCACGAGGAGAUGAUACAAAUGCUGAAGUCGGUGCUUCGGAUGGAUGUCGAUCAGAGUGCCCGACGACAGGCCAUGAAGUGGUUGAACGCCAAGUCUACCGACUAUUACGAAAUCGAGAUUCAUAUUCUGUUUGACGACGCGUUUGUCGAUAAGACCUCUUCAGUGAACGGACAGACAAUCACCGAAAGAGUUGUCAAUCAGUUUGUGAAGCAAUUUACGGAAGUGAUUGAUGAGGCGGCCAGUCAUGUUCACGAAUGCAAUAUCCGGCUGAAAACACCGACACUUACGCCCACACCAUAUGGGGGACAACUUGUUUGGACACUUCCCGGUCUUAAUAAACUAUUUGUUCAUUUGAAGGAUAAAAAUCUGAUUCGACAUAAGAAGCGCUGGAGUCAGGUGAUGUAUAUGUAUUACCUGUUGGGCUACAGAAUGAAGGACAUGGACGACGAGAAACGCGACAAAAUAGCAGAGAAUUCAUUCAUUUUAGCACUCGAUGGGGACAUUAACUUCAGACCUAAAGCCGUCAGACUUUUAGUCGAUUUAAUGAUUAAACACAAGAAUUUGGGCGCCGCCUGCGGGCGCAUACACCCCAUUGGCGGCGGACCUAUGGUCUGGUACCAGAAAUUUGAGUACGCGAUCGGCCAUUGGCUACAAAAGGCGACUGAACACGCAUUUGGGUGCGUAUUGUGUAGUCCCGGGUGUUUCUCGCUAUUUCGGGCCAAAGCCUUGAUGUCCGUCAACGUUAUGAACAAAUACACGUCUAUAGCCUCGGAGGCCGUCCAAUAUGUGCAGUACGAUCAGGGAGAGGACCGGUGGCUCUGCACUCUCCUCUUACAACAAGGCUGGCGUAUUGAAUACUGUGCCGCAUCCGACUCUUACACUCACGCACCCGAAGAAUUUGGCGAAUUCUAUACACAGAGGCGUCGGUGGGCGCCGUCAACCCUCUUCAACAUAUGGGACUUAUUGGCCGAAUCCAAACGGACUGUUCGCGUAAAUGACAACAUCUCCCGGCUGUAUAUUAUAUACCAAUUCGCACUCAUGGUCGGCACUGUAUUCGGUCCGGGCACCAUAUUCUUGAUGAUUGUGGGCGCCAUGAAUACCACACUUGGAUUACCCAGUUAUUUGUGUCUACUUAUUAGCGGUCUUCCAAUACUUGUAUUCAUUUUCGUAUGUUUUUGGACCAAAAGUGAUACACAAAUCAAAGUUGCGAUUGUCUUGAGCAUCGCCUAUGCGUUACUCAUGUUAGCCGUAAUCGUGAGCACUAUUAUAGAGAUAGUUGAGGACGGCUUAUAUCAACCGUCGGCCAUAUUCUUCAUCAGUCUGUGUCUCAGUUUCUUAGUGGCGGCCAUCUUACAUCCCACGGAAUUCCUAUGUUAUCUACCGUUCCCUCUAUACAUGUUGUGUAUUCCCUCAAUGUAUCUCUUAUUGACCAUCUAUUCAAUGACAAACUUAAAUGUGGUUUCGUGGGGCACACGGGAGGUGUUGGUGACGUCCGACGCACCGCAACCGCCACCAAAGCCGGCUGAAGACAAAAACGAUUUCAUGAAGUAUUUUAAUGUUAAGAAUUUAUUUCCAAGUAAAGCAAACUCAAGACUUAUUAGUUGUAUGUGUUGUUCAACCGCUGAUCCCAAUGAGGAUAAGGAGAUAUUGAAGGAGAUCACAGAAAUUAAGCACCAAAUCACUGAUUUUAAGACAUCUCUACGAUCGCCUGAUUCUGUGAAAUUUAAUCCCAUAUUCAAUGACAAUAUCACGAGUCCUAUAACUCCGUUGAAUCGCACCACAAGUUCACGACUUCCGGACAUCGAUGAGAAUGAGGACGAAGAAGAUGAAGACCAUUAUCUCAGAAGAUAUCCGUCCGGAAGGGCUGAUCUGCGAAAAUACGACUCAAUGGCCACUGAUGUCACUGUCUUGACGAUGAGUGAAGACAACUUCGAUAGCUUUGAUAACAUCCAGAAGCCGGUCUGGAGUACAGACCAAUGCUUUCAAUACUUUUCUGAACAAGAAUUGGAUGAAAACGAGUCGAUAUUCUGGAGAGAAUUCAUUGACUCUUAUCUCUUACCACUCGAUAGCGAUCCCAAACACGAGGAGAAAGUGAAGUUUGAUUUGAUUGAACUCAGAAACAAAAUCACCUCAGCUUUCGGUCUAUUGAACGCAUUAUUUAUUUUAUUGGUGUUAUUGCUUCAAAUGCACCAGGAUGUUUUUGAAUUCCGCAUAGAAUUAGGAAAUAAUGAUGUGAUCCGGAUAGACGUGAUCGGGUUCAGUUUAGUCAUAUUUUUCGGGAUUAUACUCGUCAUACAAUUCGUGGGAAUGCUUUUCCAUCGGUUCAACACAUUCUCACUCUUACUAUCAGUGACUGAACUGAAAGUCUUUAGACCGGCGAUGGAGUUGACGAACGCCGAGCAAGUGAUCAUGACUGAACUGAAAGUCUUCAGACCGGCGAUGGAGUUGACGAACGCCGAGCAAGUGAUCAGUGAAAAUGCGGUCAAUAUUGUGAAACAGUUGCAGAAACUCAACAGUAAUGACGACAACCAGAAGGUUAAGAGGACUUUGACGCCCAUCCGGCCGGAGACCCAACACAUCGUCAAACGUGCGCCCAAUCGGCCAGAGUUUGUUGAACUGGAGGACGCCUUCCUCAACAGAUGUCUGAGUCUUAAAGACAAUUUAGACAACGAAGAAAUACUCCCGGAAUCCAAACUUUCGAGAGGCGGCCGAAAGAGUACUGUUAGGGGAAGGGAUGUGAGAAAAAGCAUAUACAACAGUGUCCAGGCAAUGGCCACUAUGUAUGCGGACCACGGACUCAACCUCAAGACGUGUCCAUACAAUGCCAGCCAUAGAGUGAAAGCGAGUAAAUACCAGAAACACAUCACUGAAUGCGCCAAACAGUACCCCAACAGCGGUCUCGUCGACUGUCCCUUCAAUGCCAACCAUCGCAUACCGGCCCACGAGUUGGCUCAGCACCAGAUCCAGUGCCCGGACAACGCGGCCACCAUUCGCGGUGUCUUCGAGCGAGCGGUGACUAAACAACGGGACGUAUUGGUGGCCGACGGCACGCAAGUGAAGCCCCAGUGGAUGACUGAAGACGAGUGGUCUGACGAGUACGCCGUCAAGACGGAGGAGGGCUCGCACGCGAAGGUCAGCGCCGGUGACAACAACUAUCAGCACCUCGUAAAGGAUAACAUGACGGCCGAAGAGGUGUUUGACUUGCGGUUCGGCGCAAAGGCCGGCCAAACGGGGAUGGGUUUCAUGGGUUGGGACGCACUGCUGCUGCAGAAGAUGUCGUGGGAAGAGCGCCGCAAAUACCAGAUUAUGUGCGUCGAUAGGAUCAAGCGGUUGAAGAGCGAUGGCGCCGAAGAGGAGGCGCCGGAGGAGCCGACGGAGGCGUUGGACGCGAACGCGAAUGUCGUGCCACAGAAGCCGGUGACUAAAUUGGAGGAUAGCUUUCGGGUACCAAAAGGUAUGCCGUUUGCUGUGCGAAGACCUGUUGAAGACCCGGAUGAGAGUCCGGCGAAGAGGGCGGGUGUUGGCAGAGGACGCCUCUCCGCAAACAUUAGGGCUAAUAUGAAAUGA